Molecule: messenger RNA, 2269 nt
Organism: Syzygium oleosum
Lineage: Eukaryota; Viridiplantae; Streptophyta; Magnoliopsida; Myrtales; Myrtaceae
Product: transcription factor MYB35
Exons: 3
Coding region: 30-1109 (359 amino acids)
Source: RefSeq, a predicted model, not a curated record
UCUCUCUCUCUCUCUCUCUCUCAGCCGUCAUGAAGAGACCGCCAUGCUGCGACAAGUUGAACGUGAAGAGAGGCCUUUGGACACCCGAGGAAGACGCGAAGAUGCUCGCAUACGUAUCGACGCAUGGAACCGGCAACUGGACUAUGGUUCCUAAGAAAGCUGGGUUAAACAGAUGUGGAAAGAGCUGCAGGCUUCGGUGGACUAAUUAUCUGAGGCCUGACCUUAAGCAUGAUGGAUUUUCCCCUGAUGAAGAAGAUCUCAUCAUCAACCUCCACAAAAUCUUUGGGAGCAGAUGGUCUCUAAUUGCAAAACAUCUGCCUGGAAGAACAGACAACGAUGUCAAGAACUACUGGAACACCAAGCUCAAGAAGAAGCUCCAAAAGAUGGGGAUCGAUCCAUUAACCCACAAGCCUUUCUCUCAGAUCUUCUCGGACUUUGAGAACAUGAGCAGCCGCCCAAACGCCCGACAUCACCAGAUCUUACCCGCGCCGUCGUGCUUGACUCAGGUCCCUGCAGGCUCCGAUUCUCACUUGGAUGUGAUCAUGAAGCCCGUGAUAGAGCAAGUUCAUGAGAAUUUCACCGCCGAAAAUCACCUCUCGUGGCCUCAGUACCAGGCGACGAACCAAGAAGUUAUGCAGCUGCAACAAUAUCAAUAUGUAUUGAGCGAGGUCACGUCUUCUUGUUCCUCGUCAUCCUCUCCUACUCUAACGCGACUUAACACGCAAGAGUCGGAUGGUCCAGCACUUCCUGCUCCCUUUGUUGCCUGGACUGGGGAUUCAAUUUCGCAUCAGCCAUCUCCCACUGGCAAUGUCUUGCAGAAGCGCAAAGGAGACUUGCACGAUAUAGUGUCUUCAUCGUCCGUCAACUGCGCGAGCGAUAUGGCGAAACAAGCACUCCCCGACACCUCCGUUGGCACAAUGGCUUGUGAAAAUGAAGCCAAAUGGGGCAAACCCGGCGAUUCGUGCGAGGGAGCGCAAGGAUUGGAGAGCCAUUUCGGAGAUGGUUCGUCCUCUUGUUUCGGCUCUUUCACGGACGCUAUCUUGGCCAGGGACAGCAAGAUGAGGUCGGAGCUAUUUCCAGAAUUCUUAGAUGGACUUCUAGAUUACUGACGAAGCACAUCGAGCAGUUUGGUGGUGGUGGUAUAGAUUAAUAUGCGUGCAUAACAAGAUUUUCAAAAAAUCCUAGUUAUUGUUACGAAACUCUGGCGAGAAGUUCGUCACUGGUUUGAUAAUGUUGAUUAUUACAUCCCCGUAGUAAAUAACAUGUCAUGCUUUCCUGUGCUAUCAAAUUUUCUUUUAAGAGCCAGACCAACUAUAGGCAACUCCCUUAGCCUAAUUAUUUAGCUUAUUAUAACAUGAUGGCCGAGGUAGCGAGCCGAAAAAGAGACCCCGCCUUGUGAGUGAAGCCCUCUUGGGAUCUAGGAGCGAGCAUCAGAGAAUUGGUAUAGCUCGGCCGUAAAGGGCUGGUCUUCGAACCAUCCCUAAACUGAUUAGGGAGAUCACACGCCUCAAUUUUUGCAAAGGAUAUUGUAGAGCAAGUUAUCAGAGAAACAUCGAAUCCGAUCAAAGCGAUCAAGGGGCUCGAUGUGCUGUUGCUUAGAGAUCAGCAUUCUUGAGUACUCAUUUGCUUUGAAUCUACACAAACAGGGUCAAGCGUUGAACACCCCAGGCACAGGCAAGGCCCAAACGUACGUAAAGAGGAAGCGUUAGGUAAAAUAAAUCACACAGAAUUCUAGAGCCCGGCCUCUUAAAAUGGUUUUUUUCCUUGGAUUGCAAAAAACAAAGACACGGAUAGAGUCAAAACUCAACGAAACCUCAGAGGGGACACCGACAGUGUUUUACAGAUCUUAUUGUCACAACUCGAAACCACCUAAACAAUGGAAAGUGACAUUCAGCAGCCUUCUUGUUCAAAGAGACGAAUCAUGAAGGAGGACACCCGAAUGUCAGUCUGAACAGAAUUUACUGCUUCCCUUCGUCUCAGACAAGGGCACUCGCAUAAGUUGGAUGGUUUGCCUCAUGGCUUGAGAGCCAAAGCAAGUCCAACUUUAGCACUCUUAUCUAUGGACUUGGUGUCAACUUCCCCUGAAAUGGUGAAGAGGGAUCUCGGUCGCCACUCAUGCUGGAUAAGAGCACUUACCUUGCCAGCAUUGGUCACUCUUGCCUUGACUGAUGUCAAAGGAUCCAAAGCAUGCUGGGUACCGACAGUGAUGGUAUUUUCAUUGCUUGAGAAGCAAUGGGUGAACUCGGCACCUACAGCAGUGUUGGUCAAA